This is a messenger RNA of Cuscuta campestris, 2268 nucleotides long. The record is from the annotation of a GenBank genome assembly. Lineage: Eukaryota; Viridiplantae; Streptophyta; Magnoliopsida; Solanales; Convolvulaceae.
AUAGCAUAAAUCAAUCCGGCCUCCAUGUGUGGACUUCUUAUUACCUCCCAAACCAAACCCUCUCUUGACCACCUUUCCAACCUCUCUAGCUAUAUAUCCACAUGAAAUAACCCAAACAAACAAACAAACCAAUGGCAUGCUUCACCGCAACCACGACACCGCUCCUCUUCUGUGUGAGAAGGGGAAAAGCCCAGCUCAUCGUGCCCGAAACCGCGACCCCGCGCGAGCUGAAGCCCCUCUCAGACAUCGACGACCAGGGCAGCCUCCGGGUUCAGGUCCCGGUCUUGAUGCUCUACAAGAGGAGCGAGCGAAUGCGGGGGGAGGAUCCCGGGGAGGUGGUCAAGAAAGGGGUGGCCAAGGCGCUCGUCCUCUACUACCCGUUGGCCGGGCGGGUUCUGGAAGGGCAGAACAAGAAGCUCAUGGUGAACUGUAACGGGAAAGGGGUUUGGUUUGUCCCUGCGAGAGCUAAUGUGGAGCUUGAGAAGAUGGGGUUUGAGAGCAUGCGUCUGCCAUGCCCACACCUUGACAAGCUCCUCAUGAAUGUGCCUGGCUCUAAAGGAGUCUAUGAUUGCCCUAUUGUUCAUAUUCAGGUAACUCGUUUCGCUUGUGGUGGUUUUGCACUAGCCAUUCGCUUCAACCACACUAUGAUGGACGUCCAAGGGUUCAUACAGUUCCUAAAUGCGGUCAGCGAGUUGGGGCAGUCUGCUACCGAACCAUCCGUAGCGCCAAUUUGGCAGAGAGAGCUCUUGAAUGCGAGGCCAUCCCCGGACAUAACAUCCCGGCACAGGGAGUUUGAGGAGUCCCACGAAUCGAAAGGCAAGAGGUGUUGGCGUGUGGGAGUAUUCCACGGCAAUUUCGUAGUAGACGUCGAGAGGUUUCUGAAACACCUCGGUUGGCUCUUUGGGAACAAAAGGAUUUUCCAAACGCUAAUGUUGAAACGCUCAUUCACAUUUGGUUCAAGAGAGUUACAGGCUCUCAAGGCCAAAUGCCCUUCGAGCACGACAUUCGAGGCACUAUUUGCGUGCCUGUGGAAAUGUCGUACCGUUGCCCUCCAUCCAAACCCUAAAUCUAGGGUCCACUUGACGUUUCUUGUCAAUGUUCGAGGGGAUAGCGUUUUACGAGGCAGUAACACGCUACCCCUCGGGUACUAUGGGAAUGCGAUGGUGCCUAUUGCAGCCACCACCACGGCAGAUAUGUUGUGCUCGAAUCCAAUUUCGUACGCAGCCGAGUUGAUCAGGGAGGCUAAGCGCGCAGUCAACGAUGACUACGUCAGGUCUUUGGCAGAUCUUAUGGUUCUUAAGGGCCGGCCCAAGCGGCCAGUCCUUAACAACUUUUUUGUCAUGGACACAACUAAAUUUGGGCUUGAUGAAGUGGAUUUGGGUUGGGGUAGGCCCAUGUUUGGUGGGGUUGUUUCGGCUCUCUAUGGGGUUGGGUACUUGGUGCCAUAUAAAAGGGUGGAAGACAAAAAGGGUGUGGCGGUGGCCGUAGCUUUACCUCCUAUAACCAUGGGAAAAUUCCAAAAAGAGAUUAGAAAGGCUGCAACCGAAUUCAUGGUUGAAGGAGACGGGUCGGAUUCGGCCCAUCACCUGACGGUUCCGUCCGGGUUGACUCCGGACGAGUUCGAGGAGCUGAAGCAAUGGGUAGUUGAAUUCCACACCUACCGGGUCAACUCGGGCCAAUGCUCCUCCCUGCUGGCGCAGAAGAUCCACGCGCCGCCCGACGCCGUGUGGUCCGUCGUCCGCCGAUUCGACAUGCCGCAGACGUACAAGCACUUCAUCAGGAGCUGCACCGUCGGCGGCGGAUUCCGCAACGCGGUCGGCGACACGCGCCACGUCAACGUCAUCUCCGGCCUCCCGGCGGCCACCAGCGCCGAGCGGCUCGACCUCCUCGACGACGAGCACCGCGUCACCGGAUUCAGCAUCAUCGGCGGGGAGCACCGCCUGAGGAACUACCGCUCCGUCACCUCCGUCCACGGGCUCCGCCCGGAGGGCACCGUCGUGCUGGAGUCGUACGUGGUGGACAUGCCGGAGGGGAACACGGAGGAGGACACCAAGCUUUUCGCCGACACCGUCGUGAGGCUCAACCUCCAGAAGCUCGCUUCCGUCACCGAAGGCGAAGGGUAGAUUGGUAAUUUGGAUGGUCAAAGGGCAAAAGUGACCAAAAAAAUCGUUCAUGUGUCAUGACGUGGACCACAAUUUGUUAUCGGCAAGUCAAUAAUAUUUGAAUGAUUGAUUAUGCUAUGAGAUAAAUUAAACAACCUUUCCUCAU